CGCAGGCCACUCCCAAUCAUUUUUAGUGUCACAAUUUUCCCGUGGCAGGCAGCUGAUUUUCCAGACCGUGCCAGAUUUUUCAGUUGCCUGGAUGUUUCCACAGCGGGCGCCGACGGUCUGACGCGCCCUGUGUCCGAACGAUUUUUAUUAUUUCGUGUCCACCAACCUACGAUGAAUAAUAUUUAACAAUCCAGAAAAGUGUCAACGAUAAAAAUAAGUCAUGGCAGUCCAGAUUCUGGACCAAGAUCACUUCGCCAUCAGCGCCAUAGUGACCGUCACUUUGCAGGUGAUCUUUUUCCUGAUCGUCGCCCUCUUCGAAAUCGACAAGGUGACAGAUUUUGCUGGCGGAAUCAAUUUUAUGAUUCUGGCUUUGCUCACUUUCUUUUUAGGACAAGGAGGAAACAAAAAAUCCUACGAUAGCAGGCAAUUAAUGGUGACAAUGUUCGUUUGUAUAUGGGGCAUAAGACUAUCUGGAUAUUUAUUGUACAGGGUAUUAAAAAUAGGAAGAGACAAACAAUUCGAAGAUGCCAAAAGUAACACUAUUAGAUUUGCAAUAUUUUGGACGUUCCAGGCUGUAUGGGUUUACGUCGUCAGUCUUCCAGUAAUUAUAAUCAAUUCUCCACGUCACUCCAUACCACUGGCGCCUAAAACUAUGACCACUUUGGAUUCGACAGGCACCGGUUUAUUUAUCGUAGGAUUUCUAGCGGAAACUUAUGCGGAUUUGCAAAAGUUUUCGUUCAGACAGGAUCCACUCAAUCAAGGAAAAUGGUGCAAUGAUGGUUUAUGGAGACUGUCCAGACAUCCCAACUAUUUCGGUGAAAUCGUGCUUUGGUGGGGCAUAUUUGUGAUAUCUCUGAACGUUCUGGAAGGGAUUGAGUGGGUUGCUAUAAUGUCUCCUUUAUUUACCAGCUUGAUUAUUUUGUUUAUGUCUGGAAUUCCUUUACUGGAAAGGAGUUCAGAUGAAAAAUAUAGAGAUGACUCCGAAUAUCGUUACUACAAAUCUUCCACGUCGCCGUUAAUACCGAUCCCGCCGUCAAUCUACGAAGAAGUACCGCAAUUCCUGAAAUUCAUCAUUUGCUGCGAGUACCCGCUGUACGAUUCGCUCAACGAAAAAACCAAAACGUCGCACAUCAUCAAGGAAUCGACCAGCACGAAUCUGGCGCAGUCUGACGUCACAUAGCUGUAGCUAACGGCUGCUGACGUGCCGCAAAUCAGCGUCACCGCCGAGCAGCCCGUUGGACGGUCGAAUUAUUUUUUGGGCGGACUUUAUGGGUACAGGAACCAGAAUCCUCCUGAGUAUAUCGACGACGAGGAGGAUUAUCGAUGCUACCAGAGCAAAGACUAUGAGUUUAAAAAUAUUAGCGUGGUGGUUAACGAGCAUUGUUCACAAGUUUCUGAGGUGUAGCUUUAAGAGUAUAUUGAGAGGUUAAUUUUCUUACAUAUCUCCGUAUACUGCCUAGCUAAAAGAGGCUCAAAAAAAAGUAUUAUUGUAUUAUACCUACUUGAACUUAGUAUAUAUUAUGUAGUACCUACAUAGUAUUAUUUGUGACUUCGUGUUCUUUUUUGUGAUAUUCUCUAACAAUUUUUGGUAGUACCUACCUAUGUAUUAGUAAAUGGUAAUCGAGAAAUUCUAUGUAUAGUUCAUUGUUCAGGGCAGAAAUUUGUGUGUGCCUGUUAAAUUAAUAUCGAUGUGUAUUUAUCCUACUUAUCAGUGAUAGACUGAAUAAUUCAAUUCAUAUCAACAUUCUUGUAUUUGCGAUAUGACCGAGUAGCAAUAAUCUAGUUUUCUGACAUAGCUUUUGACGUCGCCAAAACUUCCUUAUUCUUCUCUGUGUAUAUUAAAUUGUAUUUUUAGAUUCUACUAUUUUUAGAGGAAGAAAACUAGUAAAUUGAAAAGUGAAAUUAUUAAAGUAUAUUAAUUAUAAGACUAAUAAAAAAAUGAAUCAAU
Messenger RNA from Ceutorhynchus assimilis (cabbage seed weevil), 1948 nucleotides. The record is from the annotation of a GenBank genome assembly. Lineage: Eukaryota; Metazoa; Arthropoda; Insecta; Coleoptera; Curculionidae.